Emys orbicularis (European pond turtle) is the source of this 1473-nucleotide messenger RNA. It is a transcript of the gene HTR2A, whose product is annotated as 5-hydroxytryptamine receptor 2A. The coding region runs from base 1 to 1473 and encodes 490 amino acids. The record is from RefSeq and is a predicted model, not a curated record. The transcript has 3 exons. Lineage: Eukaryota; Metazoa; Chordata; Testudines; Emydidae. Gene Ontology annotation, molecular function: neurotransmitter receptor activity; G protein-coupled serotonin receptor activity. Gene Ontology annotation, biological process: chemical synaptic transmission; phospholipase C-activating G protein-coupled receptor signaling pathway; G protein-coupled receptor signaling pathway, coupled to cyclic nucleotide second messenger. Gene Ontology annotation, cellular component: dendrite; plasma membrane.
AUGGUGACAAAGGGUUAUAACUUUCUGUUUUUUCACUGUACAUCCUCCCCGGUUUCAGAUUUAGCAAUGGAUAUUCUUUGUGAUGAGGAGAACCCAACUGCAAACUCCUUAAUCCAAUUAAAUCAUGAGCGAAGACUCUACAAAAAUGUUUUUGUGCCUGGAGAGGUUAAUGCAUCUCAUCUGUUUAACUUGACUGUGGACUCCGAAAACCUGACUAAUCUUUCAUGUGAAGGUAGCUUGACUCCGCCGUGUUAUUCAUCACUAUUUCAUCUUCCAGAGAAAAACUGGCCAGCUCUGCUGACAGUUAUAGUGAUUGUUCUAACCAUUGCUGGAAAUAUUCUUGUUAUCAUGGCUGUGUCACUGGAGAAAAAGCUACAGAAUGCCACUAAUUAUUUUCUAAUGUCACUUGCAAUAGCUGAUAUGCUGUUGGGUUUCCUUGUCAUGCCUGUGUCAAUGUUAACCAUACUGUAUGGAUAUACAUGGCCUCUGCCUACAAAACUCUGUGCUGUCUGGAUCUAUUUGGAUGUGCUUUUCUCCACUGCCUCCAUCAUGCACCUCUGUGCCAUCUCUCUGGAUCGCUAUAUUGCCAUACGAAAUCCCAUCCAUCACAGCCGCUUUAACUCCAGAACUAAGGCUUUCACAAAAAUAAUUGCUGUUUGGACCAUAUCUGUUGGUAUCUCAAUGCCAGUACCUGUGCUUGGACUACAAGAUGAUUCCAAAGUGUUCAAGAAAGGUAGCUGCCUGCUGGCUGAUGAGAGCUUUGUCUUAAUAGGCUCUUUUGUGGCGUUCUUCAUUCCUUUAACCAUCAUGGUGGUCACUUAUUUUUUAACUAUAAAAUCACUUCAGAAAGAAGCUACCUUAUGCAUUAAUGACCUUGGCACAAAGACCAAGUUUGCUUCAUUUAGUUUUCUCCCUCAAAGUUCUCUGUCAUCAGAGAAACUCUUUCAACGCUCUUUGAACAGAGAGCUGGGGAAUUCAGGAAGGAGGACUAUGCAGUCAAUCAGUAAUGAACAAAAAGCUUCCAAGGUUCUUGGUAUCGUCUUCUUUCUGUUUGUUGUGAUGUGGUGCCCGUUUUUCAUCACCAAUGUGAUGGCAGUCAUUUGCAAGAAAUCCUGCAAUGAAGAAGUCAUUGGAGGACUGCUUAAUGUAUUUGUCUGGAUUGGCUACCUUUCUUCGGCUGUCAACCCAUUAGUAUACACACUGUUCAAUAAAACCUACCGUUCUGCUUUCUCACGUUAUAUUCAGUGUCGAUACAAGGAGGAGAAGAAGCCUUUACAGCUGAUUUUAGUGAACACCAUACCUGCUUUAGCAUAUAACUCCAGCCAACUCCAGCUAGCACAAAUGAAGAGUUUAAAAAAAGAGGCUAAAAUGAUGGCCAAGGAUUAUUCUAUGGUUACAAUCGGAAUACAUCCUUUAGAUAGUACCUCAAAGGGCAGUAUUAGCCCAGUCAGUGAAAAGGUUAGCUGUGUGUGA